AUCACUUGGUCGGCGGUUCGUAACAGCGCACGUUACGUUUUUAACGGGCGAGCGGAUUAACGGUCGGUAUCGAUAAGCUUAUCACUUGAAGUAAUUGCCAAUCGAAGUCGAAAGCGCCGUUUAUUUGCCUAUCGAAGUGAUAACUUUAGUGGUUAAUGUAUUUAUUGGUUUCGGGCUGCCUGAAAUGCCGUCGGCUUUUGGCCCCUGUGAACUUUCAAGCUAAAGACUUUAGCCCCUAAAACUAAUGUCCACCUUGGCCAGCAGCCGACCGCCCCCGCUCAAGUUGAUUUUACCCUCCUUGGAGGAGGCCGACGACCAGGAGGAGGAGGCGCGGAGGAGACCGGAAAGAGGUGGCCAGGAAGUAAGUGAAAUGCAUCCGGAUUGCUUGCCCUUGCCGCUGGCCCAGCCGGGGAAUUCCCCGCAAGUGCGGGAAGAGGAGGAGGAGGCGGAGGGGCAGACGGAGUGCGAGGAGCAGCUGAACAUUGAGGAUGAGGAGGAGGCGAUGGAUGAGGAGCAGGAUCUGGACCUGGAGGACCCCGCCAGCUGUUGCAGUGAGACGAGUGUUUUGAGCGUCGGCCAGGAGCAAUCCCAGGCUGCCCAGGCGGCUCUAUCCGCUCAGGCUCAAGCGCGACAGCGGCUUUUGAUUAGCCAAAUCUACAGACCGUCGGCUUUCAGUAGCACCACAACUGUUUUGCCGCCCAGUGAAGGACCACCCCUCUCGCCCGAGGAACUGCUGCAGCUGCCGCCCUCCACUGGGUCCUCCUUCCAGGAGGAGUUCCUGCGGAAAUCCCAGCUCUACGCUGAGGAGCUGAUGAAGCAGCAGAUGCAUCUGAUGGCCGCCGCCAGGGUGAAUGCUCUGACGGCCGCUGCGGCGGGAAAACAGCUGCAAAUGGCCAUGGCGGCAGCGGCGGCGGCCACAGUGCCCAGUGGUCAGGAUGCACUGGCUCAGCUGACGGCCACGGCCCUGGGACUGGGACCAGGCGGAGCGGUACACCCCCACCAGCAGCUGCUCCUGCAACGCGAUCAAGUCCAUCAGCACCAUCAUCACAUGCAGAACCACCUCAACAACAAUGAAAAUCUGCACGAGAGAGCCCUCAAAUUCAGUAUAGACAACAUCCUAAAGGCCGACUUUGGAUCCAGAUUGCCCAAAAUUGCUGGCUUAAGUGGCAAUAUGGGAGGUGGAAGUGUGAGUGGCGGCAGUACUGGUAAUAGUAAAAGUACCGCAACUACCAACGGCAGCAGAUCUCCCCUCAAGGCGCCUAAAAAAUCAGGAAAACCCCUGAACCUGGCUCAAACUAAUGCCGCCGCCAAUUCGAGUCUGAGCUUUUCCAGCUCACUGGCGAAUAUUUGCAGCAAUAGCAAUGAUUCCAAUAGCACUGCUACCAGCAGCAGCACCACCAACACCUCGGUGGCGCCAGUGGAUCUGGUCAAAUCGCCACCACCAACAGGAGGAGUGGUAGCCUCGGCGGGAACAGGAGGUAAAUCCGGUGAGGACUCGGGCACGCCCAUUGUCUGGCCAGCGUGGGUCUACUGCACCCGCUACAGCGAUCGCCCCAGCUCAGGUCGAAGUCCACGAGCGCGAAAGCCCAAGAAGCCAUCGACGUCCAGUUCGGCGGCAGGUGGAGGGGGCGGUACCGGGGGCGUCGAAAAGGGUGAGGCCACGGACGGGGGCGGCGUUGCGGAAGACAAAAGGCCGCGAACGGCCUUUAGCGGCACGCAGUUGGCCAGACUGAAGCACGAGUUCAACGAGAAUCGGUAUUUAACCGAGAAGCGACGCCAGCAGCUGAGCGGCGAGUUGGGCCUGAAUGAGGCGCAGAUCAAGAUCUGGUUCCAGAACAAGCGGGCCAAGCUGAAAAAGUCGAGCGGCACCAAGAAUCCGCUGGCGCUGCAGCUGAUGGCCCAGGGAUUAUACAACCACUCGACGAUACCGCUGACCCGCGAGGAGGAGGAGCUGCAGGAGCUUCAGGAGGCGGCCAGUGCCGCUGCCGCAAAGGAUGCCUGCUAGAGUUCGGGGGUCGCCGGCAAUAUCUACGAUCUAGUAUUUAUGGAGUAGCGUGUAAGGCUAGCUUUAAGAAAAUUCUUAACGAUUAAGUUGUACCAUAUUCUAGUCCACCGCACACGCAACUGAACAAAAAGCAGAAACAGCCGAAGAAAUCUCCCGAAGAAAUGAACCCCGAAGAAACGAAGCGGUUGCGUGUGCGUUUUGUAUAAUAGAUUCAUAAAUUCACAACUAAAUAAUUUAAUAAACAUUUAAAUUAUA
Drosophila elegans is the source of this 2260-nucleotide messenger RNA. RefSeq names its product homeobox protein invected. Gene Ontology annotation, biological process: regulation of transcription by RNA polymerase II; multicellular organism development; neuron differentiation. The transcript is spliced from 4 exons. Gene Ontology annotation, molecular function: RNA polymerase II cis-regulatory region sequence-specific DNA binding; DNA-binding transcription factor activity, RNA polymerase II-specific. The coding region runs from base 245 to 2005 and encodes 586 amino acids. NCBI's taxonomy places the organism in Eukaryota, Metazoa, Arthropoda, Insecta, Diptera, Drosophilidae. Gene Ontology annotation, cellular component: nucleus. The record is from RefSeq and is a predicted model, not a curated record.